AUGGUAUUGGUUGGGUUUAGAGACAAAAUAAGGAAAUCGCAAGAUUGGUCAUUAGGUCUCUUUUUCUUGCUAUGUGUGGUGCUUCUCUGGGUCCUUUCUUCAUUUCUUUUAAAUGAUCUAUUUGAAAAAGGAAUUUAUUCUAAACCAUUUUUAAUCACAUGGAUUAAUACUUCUGCAUUCACGUUUUAUCUUAUUCCAUACUACUUACGAUAUCAUUUGAACAAACUAUCCGAGAAUUCUCCUAUUGUUAGAGUUUUGUCUUCCAUUUCUUCUUCUGCCGGUCAGGAGUCAAGAGAUCAAAAUGAUAUAAACGAUGAUAUUGAGGCUGAAGCGGAGGCUUUUGACGCUGAAGCAGCAAACAUAGAAAGUUCCAAUGAAAAUAACGAUAACGCAUCUAUGAGUGGAACAAGUGCAUUGAUCAUAGUUGAUUCUCACAAGCCAGAACCUCUCACAUUUUUAGAGACCAUACAUCUCUCUUUCUGGUUUUGCAUCUUAUGGUUUGUUUCCAAUCUUUUAAACAACGCAUCCCUCAUAUUCACGUCUGUUUCAUCACAAACAAUAUUAGCAUCAACAUCAUCAUUUUUUACUAUAGUCAUCGGCUAUUUCACAAGCUUAGAACUUUUAUCCAAAACGAAAUUAAUUUCCAUAGCGCUUUCUAUUGCUGGAAUCAUUCUCGUUACAAGCAACGAUAACCCAGUUAAAAACGAAGCUGCUGAGCAGGCCAUCAUGUGGGGUAAUCUUCUAGCCUUGGCUGGUGCUUUAUGUUAUGGUGUAUACUCGAUUCUGUUAAAGUUGAAUGUCAAGGAGGACUCGCGUAUUGAUAUGAAACUAUUUUUCGGAUUCGUCGGCCUUUUCAAUUUCCUGCUUCUAUGGCCACCGCUAAUCAUUAUGAACAAACUUGGCUACGAAAGAUUGGAGCUUCCUCCUAACAAAUCUGUUUACAUCAUAAUCAUAUUUAACUGUAUUGCUUCCUUUUUAGCAGAUUUUCUUUGGGCCCGAGCAAUGCUUUUAACAUCACCUCUAACGGUAACCGUUGGUCUCUCUAUGACAAUCCCUGUGGCGAUGGUCUGUGAUUUCAUUUUCAAUUUAAAAUGGAACUCACCUGUGUACAUGAUUGGUGCCAUGCUCAUUUGUGCAUCAUUUUAUAUGGUUAAUAAAGAUGAGCAAAACGAUAACAAUCAAAGGAUUGAUUGA
Messenger RNA from Brettanomyces bruxellensis, 1194 nucleotides. RefSeq lists its product as uncharacterized. Gene Ontology annotation, cellular component: membrane. The record is from RefSeq and is a predicted model, not a curated record. Gene Ontology annotation, biological process: regulation of peptide transport. The transcript has a single exon. The coding region runs from base 1 to 1194 and encodes 397 amino acids. Lineage: Eukaryota; Fungi; Ascomycota; Pichiomycetes; Pichiales; Pichiaceae.